AUGCACCGUGCUCUCGGGCUCUUGCUCCUCAGCAACCUCUUCACCUUCUUCCUCGCGCGGUGGUGGCUGCUGCCCUUCCCGCCCGCGGCGCCCCUGGCGGCGCCACGUCAGCUCUUCAAGGCGGUGCUCAUCCCAGAACCUGCCAAGGCCGCCGGGAUCCAGGUGCCGCUGGCGGACUGCCUGGCGGCCGCGCUCGACGCGAGGGAGGGCCCCCGCUCCUGUCCCUCGCCCUGCCCCGCUUGCCCGGUCUGCGAGGCCGCAGGCAAGCAGUGCCCCUCGCUGCACUGGGAGUUCGGCCUCGGGGUCGUUUUGCUGCUGGGCUGGGGUUCGCCCGCUGCGCGCUGGGGCUCGCUUGCCGGGUCGCGGGCGCCGCCUGCGGCCGUCGCGCUAGACCCGGCCGCUCGAGUCGGCGACGAGUUGUGCGUCGUGUAUGGCGAGCCUCCGCCGCGGCUCCUGCAGAAACGCGGGGACGUCGGCCUGUCGGCGACGAACGUGGAACACUUCGCUGUCGUCAGCCAGCGCCGAUUUCCGCGACUGGUGGAAGCACCGCGCCGCUGGCGCCCCAGCGGGCGUCCGCGUCCGUCCAGCAGGUGCACGGUAUUACGACUCCGCGGUCGCGCCGCUGGGCCCUUCGGUAGAGGGGUGGCGGUUGGCAUCCCGGCUGGCAUGGCCGCGGCCGCCGCGGCCGGGCUUCUUGCUUUUGCCGCCGGCGCCGGCGCCGCGCCUCCCGCCGUGGGCGCUGCCGCCGCUGGGGCCCCGUCGCCGCGCCUGCCCCCGCUGGCUCGGCGAGCCUGGCAGCUUUGGUGGCCGGCCCCGCCGCUGGCCCCCCCGCCGCGCCCGCCCCGGUUGCCGCCUCUUGCAGCGCCGCCCCUGCCAUGCCCGGCAGUGGCGACCUGCGUGCAAUCGCGACCGUCAGCGGCGACCAGGGUCAGCGACGCCGCGCGCAUCGUGACAGCGCCCAGCUCAUGCGGCCUACGGUCUUUCAAGGCUGGCCCGUCGCGGGCCCGUCCACAUGCGGCUGGGUCGCGACCUGCCGGGUGGACAACGGCGGCUCACCUCUCGGGCACCACCUCGCUUGGAAUUGCUGCCCAGGGCGCCGGCGUUCCUCCCGACAACCCGAUCGUCUCGAUGCGCUGCGAGUUCUCGGAGGCCAUGCAGGUUGCCCAGUCGCCUGGCGUCGGCCCCGAGCGUUGCCUUGCCGACCUCUGCUCCAGUUGUCCGCUAUGCACUGCAGGGCGCAGCGACGUGGCAUCCUGCAGCGAGGCUCUCGCGUUGCGGCCCAGCGGGGGAUCCGCGCUGGCGGCGCCGCGGGCCGCCCUGCUCAUGGCUGGCCGUUCAUGGCAUCAUGGCUGCAGGAUCGGAAGGCCCGCGUGCUUCGCCCGCCGGCGGAAGCAGAUGCUCUACGGAGCGAUGUCGGUCUCCGUCGACCCCGCGUUGAUCCUAAGGCCGCGGGGCCUGCCAGGCGCGUCCGUCGUCGUCGAGAAGUCAGGCCAGCAGCGAUUAGUCUUCGAUGCGCGCGUCGGCGCCUCCGCCCGCGUGGAGACGGAGGGCGGCGGCGACGCGUGGUUCAGGUGCGGGGGCGUCUACGCUGGCCUGACUGGCGUUGGCGCUCUGGGCGGCGUCGCCGUUGACGAAUCGGAGUGGCUGCUGCCCGAGCUCGCCGCCCUGCCGAUGGGCUGGUCUUGGGCCUGUUGCCUCCGCCUCUGCGUCGCAGAGGCCUCCCUGGCCGGUGUCCGCGCGGCCCCGGAGCAGUUGGUCUGUGACCGCAGCGUGGGUCCAGGCCGUCGCAAGCAGGGUCGAGCGCGAGCUGUCGUCGUUGGGUUUGUCGUGCGCGGGCAGGUGGGCGCCGCCCGCCAGGCCGACUUCGUCGGCCUGGACCUCGACGCCCAGUGCUCGCCCGCCAUAUUCGACGCCGUCUGCGCCGUCAUCCUGGCGGCGAAGGACGAGGCUCAACCGCUCUGGUCUGCGGUCCGCCGCAAGCUCUGGCGGGCGCGCUCGCCCCUGCUGCUGUUCGUAGUCCUCGCCAGGUGGCGCUAUUUUUGCGAGGGCUUGGCGCGCGCGUGGGCGGCGGGCACGGCGGCAGCGCUUCGCGACCCCGGGCGGCUGCCGUCAGAGGAGGCCAAAAAUUGGAACAAGACGUUCGGGGAGGUAGUUCCCGAUCAGCUCGCUGGCGACGGCUGUUCCGUCACUCGCAGCUUCCCCUGGUGGGGCACCUUCGACAACUGCCGUGCCGACGGCGUGGCCGUCAGCUUUGGCCGCCGCCAGUGGCGCGCCGCCGGGGCUUUCGGCGAGCGUGUCGUCUGCCUCGUUGACACCGUGUCGCUCGCGCUCGCAAUUGGCGCGCGCGAGCUUGCGUGGUCCCAGCUCAACGCCAUCGUGGUGGCCUACAUCGACUUCCUAUUUUUCCAGGGGCACAGCGGGGGCGACGUGUCUCGCCUGCUGGCGGCUCUCCAGUUUUUCCUUGCUCCCAUCGGGCGGCAGAGGGACCUGGCGCUGUUCCAUUCGUCUCGCGGCCUGGCGCAUUGGGGCGAGUGCGCCCCGCGUCGGCGGCUGAUCGAGGAUGGCAUCGCGAUGGCCCUCAGCUUCGCCUGCUGCCCGCGCCCGUCCGAAUGCGACCUGCUGGCCGCCUGCCAGCGUGGCCGCCCGGACAAGGCGGGGCUCCAGGAUUUUACCGUGGUGAUGGACAUCUACCCAUUCCUCGCCCCAGCUUUGCUGGCGCUCGAGCGGCGGGCCAUGGCGCCCUUGAGCUGGCCGCGGUCGUUCCCCGUGGCCUCGCCGGGGAUGGCCGCGAGGGAGCGCCGCGGCUGGGCCUCGGACGAGAACUUCCGCCGCUGCGAGAAGCGGGCCCGCAUUGUCGCCGGGCUGCAGCGCGACGGGGCGCUCGUCGUCGCCUUCCGGCCAGCGUUGCAUGGUAGCGGAGCGUCGGUCUAUCCGGCGCUCGCGCGCACCAGCCCCAGGCCGCGCUCCCGCGCGGCCCGCCCUGCCCACGCCAGCCACGGCGUCGGCGAUAUCGGUGCUGCUGGCGUGUGGCUGCUGGUGACGGACGAGGCAGAGGCUUCGGUCAAGCAAACCGACGGGAGAGUGCAGCGCCGCUGGCGCCACGUGGUGGCGAAGGUGCUGAAGCAGAAGUUUCUCAAGGGCUUCUGGGCGGUGCUCGGUGAGUACCUCAACUACGUCAAGCGCAGGAUCCAGAACGCCCAGCUGUCCCAGCAGGCAGAGCAGAUGCAGCAGCAGAACGUGCAGAUCAGGACGGAGCUCGCUCGGCAGGUGCAGGCGCAGGGUGAUCUGCCACGUCUGGCCGAGCAGCUCGGCGACGCUGUGCAGAAGCUAUCUGAAGAACGCAAGGAGAAGUCGUCUGCGCCGGCCUUCUCCCUUGUAGACACCAAGGGGUUGGGCAAGCCCUCCAUCUUCAAGAAUGAGGAAGCCAAGUUCCUGGAAUGGUACCGCAAGACCAAUGCGUACCUGACGGCGAUCUUCGGAGAGCAGUUCCGCAAGUUGCUGGAGUGGGUGGAGAACCAGGCGCAGGAGACCACGGUGAUCAGCAUGGAGGUUCUGGAGGCGCGGUUCGGCAGCGACGACGAUGACGAAGAUGAGUUCAUUCCGGACCUCCGCGAGAAGGUCAGCCAGCUUUACGUCGCACUCCAGACGCUGACCGAGGGUGAGAGCUUUGCCCUAGUGAUGAACACUCCCAAGGGCAACGGCGCUGAGGCGAUGAGGAAGCUCAUCCGGCGCUGGGACCCAGCGUCAGGGGGCAAGCGCCGCGUUCUCUUGAAGCAGAUCAUGAACCCGCAGCGGUGCACCCUCAGCGACCUGUACGCGAAGCUCGAGGAAUGGGAGAAGCUCAUCCGCCGGUACGAGAGGAAGAAGGCAGAUGGCAUGGGCAAGGUGGUCGACGACGACGCGAAGGUCGCGGCCCUGGAGACCAUGGUGCCGGAAGAGCUCGAACUCCACCUCGCGAUGAACAAGCAUAGGCUAGACACGUCGGAGAAGGUCGUAGAGGAGAUCCGGAGCUUCCUGGAGUCGAGACAGUCGCAAGGUGCCCUCCUCCGACGGAAGCGAGGUGACCCGAUGGACGUUGACUCGCUGUACAAAGGAGGCAAGGGCAAGUCCAAAGGCAAGGGUGACAAGAACGGCAAGAAGGGCCAGACUCCCAAGCCGCGUGACAAGCGGACGGUGCAGUGCUGGCGUUGCAGUGGCUGGGGCCAUACGUCGAAUGAGUGCACUGCCCGCCUGCCUGGCGGGAAGACCGGCGACGGCAAGGGCGGCGAAGGCAAAGGUAAGGGCAAGGACACAGACAAGGACAAGUCCAAGGGCAAGAACCGCCGCUGGGACACCAACUCCUUCGAGCCCGGUGCCGCGUCGAGCUCGGGCCAGCCGGUGCACGGAGACAACUGGGAGGACGGCAACAACAGCACGGUCACCAGCCUUCCGCCCUCAGCGAGCCAGGUGGGCUCCACGAACCUCGGCUCCUUCGAGCUGCGCGCGUUUGAGCUCAACAGCUUCGACGAGACCGUCGACGACCAGGAGUGGAUCAGGUUCACGUUUGACUCGGGCGCGGCCGUGACCACCUUCCCUGAGAACACCAAGGGCGAGAGGCUCCCGGCCGAUCCGAACGCGAGCUAUCGGACGGCCAGCGGUGAGAUCAUAGCCGACUCGGGCGGGGUAUGCAUCCAAGGGCGAUCCGAGUGGAGCGAGCCGAUCAGACUGAAGGCGCGCUUGGCCAGCAUCCACAAACCGCUGGUCUCGGCCUCGCAGACUCACCGCACGGGUCGGGCCACAUGGCUGACAAAGGAGGGUGGCUACAUCCUCCCGGCCGGCUCGGACAUCGUGAACCGCGUUGACGCUCUCAUCCGUGAUGCUGUGUGGAGCGAGCCGGGCGUGGUGCCUCUGUACGUUGAGAAGGGCAUCUACGCAGGCUACAUCAAGAAGAACGAGGGAGGCCACGUCAGGAGGGUCUCGUUCGGCGACCACCGCGAGAGCUGGGACCUGUGCCCGGUCGACGGCGGGUCGCCAGUCCCUCACCGGCAGGCCGAGCGGGAGCAGCACUUGGCAUCCGGACACGCGGUCUACCGCUCGUGGUGCGAGGAGUGCGCGCGGGCAGCCGGCCUGGGCGCCCAGCACGCCCGGCGACCUGAGGAUCGUGAUGGCGCCGACCCGGUCGUCAGCAUGGACUUCGCCUUCAUCGGGGAGAAGGUCCAGGACGUGGAGGACGACGGCUCCAUCCCCAUCUUAGUGGUGACGGACCGCAAGUACGGCAUGAAGGGGGCGACCGCCGUCAAGGACAAGACCGCGUCCGACUUCGUGGUCAAGUGGCUCGUGGGCUUCUUGAAGCACCUCGGGCACCGCCGCGUCGUGCUCAAGUCCGACGGCGAGGCGAGCAUCUGUGCGAUCAAGAAUGCAGUGAUGGUUGGUGUGGGCCAGCAUGUCGAGUGCAUCCCGCAGGAGUCGCCCAAGGGCGAGCACGAGAGCAACGGCGAGGUCGAAGCCAGCGUGAAGGAGGUGAAGGUCAUCCGAGCGAACUUCUUCUCCAUGCAGAAGUCCUUCGGCUUCGAGAUCUCGCCCGGGCAUCCCAUCGCCAGGUGGCUGCCCCAGUUUGCCGCGGACUCCAUCUCCAAGUUCAGGCUCGGCGUUGACGGCAUGUCGGCCGAGCAGCGGAGGCGCGGCCGCCCCUGGAGGAAGUUCGCGGCGGAGUUCGGCGAGAGGGUGCACUACCGACCUCUCGGAGUCGGAGACGAGAGGAGCACGGUGGCCCCCAAGAUGCUCAUGGGGCACUUCGUGGGCUACCACUCGCGGACAGGCGCGCUGCUCGUCAUGACGCAGUCGGGUGUAGUGCGGGCCCAGGGCUUCAAGCGCCUACAUCGAGCCCAUGCAUGGUCACCGGAGGCGCCAGGGUCAUGGGGCAGGCUUGCUGGGCUGCCGUGGGAGGUUUCCCCCGCGGCGUUGCUCGCGCAGCCCGUGGGCCCGAUCACCGUGACCAGAGACACGCAGGAGGACCACGACACCGUGGUCAGGAGGCGCUACGUACUCAAGAAGGACAUCGAACGCUUCGGAGCCACUCCGGGGUGUCCAGGUUGCGCAGACCUCAUGGCAAGGGGGUCGGCGCGGGUCGCGCACUCUCAAGAGUGCCGCGAUCGCAUCGAGGCCGAGCUGAUGAAGGACUCGGCAGGCCAGCGGAGACUGGCGGAGCACCACUUGAGGGCGAGUGCUCGCGAGGCUCAGGCGGAGGAGAGCGCGGCGCAGCCGGCGCCCCAGCCUGGAGCGGCCGCAGCCAGCGGCGGAGGAGCCGCCGCGGCCAGCGGCGGAGGAGGCGCCGCGGCAGGACCCGGCGCGGACGUGGCCAGGGCAGGUCCACGUGCGAGCGCCCCGGCGACGCCACCGGCAGCAUCGAGGAAGCGUGCUGCGAGCGUAUCCGCCGAGGAGCGCCGCCCGCCGCAGUUGCGAGACGGGCCAAGGGGGCUCAAGAGAGCCGGGAGCGAGCCGGACCUCCACGGGCAGAUGAUCGUGGACGGAGGCUCGAGCUCGUCGGCUGGACCGGCGAGCGCGGCAGCGUCCGCCGGGCUGGUACAGCCCGCGCCUAGCCCAGAGGGGGCUAGAGGAGGAGGCGACAUGGAGGACUUGGCAGGGCCAGCUGCGCGGGCUGGCAGCUCCAUGGACGUCGGCGCCUUUGACGAGGUCAAGGGCAAGGUCUACAGGGAGAUCCUGGCGCUGGUGAGCGCCACGGACCUGAUCGGCGACAACGCCAUGUCGAUCAAGGAGCUGAAGGAGGUAUCCGCGCUGUUGACCGAGAUCAACGGGGUCGACCUCGCAGAGGUCUACUCGCCCGAGCGCUUCAAGGGUAAGGCGCUCGGCAUGGCCCUGACAGCAGGCCUCGCGGCGGACCUCUACGCCGGCUGGGACUUGCUUCGCGAGGACCACCGCCGAGCAGCCAUGAAGAAGCUGCUGGAGGACGACCCUCUCCUCACGGUGACCUCACCGCCGUGCACGGUCUUCUCCAAGCUCAGGCAGCUCAGCAACUUCAAGCGGGACGAGGGCAUCGUGGCUUCCGAGGUCCUCGAGGGCGAGACGCACCUGGAGUUCUCCAUGAAGGUGUGCGAGAGCAGGCAUCAGCGAGGAGCACUUUUCCUGCUCGAGCACCCCUGGGGCGCAUCCUCCUGGUCGCGGCCGUGCGUCCAGAGGGUCAAGGAGUUGCCGGGCGCGUACUUGGUGCGCGGCCCGAUGUGCCGCUGGGGCCUCCACGCUCGGGGGCCCGAUGGGCGCGAGGCAUUCGUGCGCAAGGAGACGGGCUGGCUGACGAACUCACAGGUCUUGGCCGGCAUCCUUGCUGGGGAGUGCCGCUGCCCGUCAAUCGGCGGCGAACCCUACCGGCACGUGCACUUGCUCGGUGACAAGAGGGCUCUAAGGGCGCAGGUGUACCCACCCCGCCUGGUCAGAGCCAUCCUUCGCGGCCUCAGGGAGGAACUUCGAGCUCGAGAAUCGCUGUCUGACCUGGCGGGCUUCACCGCCGGGCCCUCGCCGCACGCCGAGGACAUGGACCAGGAGGCGGAGGCGUUCGUGGACGACGUCCGCGGGGGCUUCCUCGACCCGCUGAAGGUGAAGGAGGCCAGGGCUGAGGAGCUGGAGUGGCGCCGUAGCCGCGGAGUGUGGAAGAAGGUUCCACGCCGCGAGAUGGAGGCGGAGGGAGGUCGCGCCAUCGACACGCGGUGGAUGGACACCAACAAGGGGGACCUCGAGCGACCGCUGUAUCGCUCGAGGCUCGUGGCACGGGAGAUGAAGGUCCGCCGGCGCGCCGAGGGGCUGCUGCCGCCGCAGCAGGACCUCUUUUCGGGGACGCCACCGCUGGAGGCGUUCAAGGCGCUGGUCAGCCUUUUCCUCAGCAGGGCGUUCGAGCAGUUCCAGAGCUCGGAGCCCCGCGAGGUGCUGUACAAGUUCUACGACGUGUCGCGUGCCCACUUCUACGGGCACGUGCAGAGGCGCCUCUGGGUGGAGCUUCCACCCGAGGAGCGUCAGGGCGAGGAGGAGCCGCUUGCCGGGCUUCUCCUUCGCACGAUGUACGGCACGAUGGAUGCGAGCCAGGUCUGGCAGGGAGACUACGUCGAGCUGCUCAAGUCCGUCGAGCUCCUGCAGGGGAAGUCGAGCCCCGCCAUCCUGUGGCACCCAGGGCGUGACAUCGCCCUCGAGGUGCAUGGCGACGACUUCGGCGGGCUGAUGUAUGCAGACGACGAGGCCUGGUUCGACGAGUUGCUGAAGAAGUAUGACUACAAGGUCACGGGCCGCCUCUCCUCGGCGGCCGAAGGGGUCCAGAGCACGGUCUACCUGAACCGCGUGCUCAUCUGGGAUCCCGCCGCAGGCGAAGCACGUAUCGAGUCUGACGUCCGUCACGUCGACAUGAUCCUUCGAGACCUGCACCUGUGCGACGCCAAGCCGGUGCAGACGCCUGCGGUCAAGAAGAGCGUGACCGAGAUGAUAGAAGCCUCGCAGUCCCAGACGCUCGACGACGCACAGUCCAAGCUCUACCGCUCGCUGGUCAUGCGCGCGAGCUACAUCGGGCAGGACAGGCCGGACCUCAGCUACAUAGCGUCUUCUCUGGCCAAGUCGAUGAAGACGCCACGCGAGUCGGACAUGAUAGACUUGAAGCGCCUGGGACGAUAUCUCAAGCAGGCCAGGGCCGGCUCGCUGGUGUUCAAGCUGCAGGAAGUCCCCACGCGCGUCGAGAUCUUUGUAGACGCUGACUGGGCUGGCGAGGCUACCACCAGGAAGUCGCGCAGUGGCAUGAUGCUCAUGCUCGGCUCCCAUCUCGUGAAGCACGCUUCCACUCAGCAGACCACAGUCGCGCUGUCUUCAGGGGAGUCCGAGUACUAUGCGAUGCUGAAGGGUGCGAGCCACGCUCUGGGGCUUCAGUCAAUGCUCCACGAUUUCGGCUUGCAGCAUCUAGAGAGGCCACUACUGCGCAGUGACAGCGUGGCGGCCGAGGGCAUCGCCACGCGGCAAGGCCUUGGCGCUGUCCGCCAUAUAGACACGAGAUUCUUGUGGCUGCAGGACCAGGUCAAGGCAGGCAAAGUGGAGAUCAAGCACGUGCCGGGGCUCCAGAGCCCGGCCGAUGCGUUCACAAAGGCGCUGGACCAGACACAUCUGAGGCGGCAUUUUGAGGCUAUGGGCUUUAAGGUGCGCGACGAGGGCAGCCGGCUCCAUCGUCCCGCACUGAUGCGGGAGGCGCGGACGACGUGCAUUGAGAGUGGUCGGCCGUGCACGGACCUGGCGGGCGAGAGGCCUGCAGGCAUGCGCGGCCUUGGCGCCGCGGGGCUAAGCCUCGCAGGGGUCUGCGGGGUACUUCAGGUGCGCGGCGGCGUCCGCCAUAUCUGUAACUGCUGGGACCAGGAGAUCCGCGCUGACUUCGCGGGCGUGCCGGAGAACGCCGUUAACAAAAUCGACGCGGGCGGGCGCGUGCAGUGGAUGGAAACCCACUUUGACGUGGAGCCCCAGGCGCGUGCGAAGCAUGAUCUGCGCUCCUACACGGCCGUUGGGCGUCUUCUCGCCGAUGUGGUUUGCAGCGCCCAACCAGAAGAUUUCGCAGAUGACUACCUUCGCGAGGUGAUCAAAACCAAUUUCAAAGCGAACGAUUGCCCUUCCAGUGCGGAAGGCGAUCCAGCGAGCUGGAAGGCGCCCGAGAUCACGCCAGCCAUGGUCGUGUUUGCUUUGCGCGUCCAGGGCCGCUUCGCCCAGGCACUGGGGACCGAGGCAGCGCAGAGCUCUAAAGGUGACCAGCUGAAAAACGGCGCGCUGAAGGACGCACUCGCAGAGUUCGUGACAUGUCAGGCCGAGAAACAGGCUGCGAAGUCGAGAGGUUUGUCACUUGAUUGCGCCAAAAAGAUCGGCGAGGUUGGCUUCUCGUCCUUUCCGCCAGAAGCGAUGCCAUCGGAGGAGUUCCUCACCGAUUGGGGGGUGGCCGCGGAGGUUGCCGCUCAUAAGGGCUGCAUCUACGUCGGCAGCGCCGACGCUGAUGACCUCAUGGCGAGGCUCCGGCCGGCUUGGGCGAGGUCUCCCCCAAUCGAUUUGCUUCCGAGCGGAGGUGCUUGUGACGAUCGCUUCAAGGCAGCGCUCGACACGGGAAAAGCGCGGUCCGUGGAGGAAAAUGUGGGUCACCACGGUUUCGCGACCUUCAUCGGGCACUUGUUUUCGUGGGGCUUCAAACUCGUCAUGAUGAAAGCUUGCAGUCAGACGCACUUGCUGUCGUGCGUGUUCAUCCUCGCCCGCGCGGCGGAGCAGACGUCGCGGGAUAAUCUUGAGUGGGCUCUUGCUCUGCUGGCUUCUGAAGAGCCCGCUGCAAUGCCGCCAAUGCUAGUUGGAGCGUUGCAGCGGGCGGAAUCUCUAACGCGUUCUAAAUUGCAGGCGCGCCUCGCCGGCGAGCUCCAGUAUUGGGCCGAGAGAAAGCGCGUGACAGACCCUGCGUGGCGGCAGACAUUUGCGCGUUUGCCUGUGCGCUGCCAGUUCGUGCUCGGCCCGGAUAAGGUAGUCGAGAAGAAAGCGCGGCGGACGCGGCUGCAUCCAGCCGCGGUGGGCAUCUCUGCUCGGUUCCCAGCCCUGGAGGGUCGCUCCCGAGUGAAUCGCGGUGCACUCGCGGGCCCGUCAGGCGCGGCGGCGCGUGCGCAGCGGCUUAUCCAGCUGACCGGCUGGGAACUUGAACCGAACGAACGGGCGCGGGUGCGCCGCAUGACUUCGGCCGCUGUGCUGGGCGUCGAGGUGCGUUCCGUGCCUGGUGAGGCCGUUGAGGUGUGGAGCUCCUUCGACGGGGUGCCGCUGUCCGUCGUCGGCGCGUUCUUGGGCCUUUGCAACUCGCGCGAUCUCACGGUGGCGAAAGCGAGCGUUCCCCAGCCGCCGGGCCCCCUGCCGCGGCCGCCGCGCGGGGCCGCUCAGGCGCCGCCCUCGGAGCGACCCGGCGCGGCAGUUCACGGCCGCGAUAAUGGCAUGGCGCGGGCUGCUUUGCGCUCGUGCGCGGCGGCGCGGGCAUCUGGCCGGCUCCCUGGGCCGAGCGUGCUCGCCGACGCCAUUGCUGCAGUGGCCAGGGCGGGCCCGCGGGCGACCCGCAACCCUCCGGGAGCGCCGCGACAGGAGCUGGCGCGUAUCUCGCGCGAAGGCGUUGCGCUGAACGCGACGGCGGAGCCGGCGGCGUGGCUGGAGUUCUGCGGUUGGAAUGCCAGCGCUGCAGGCUAUGCGUCGGCGGUGAGGCUCUACGCCCGGGUGCAGCUGCAGGCGCAACAGAUCGCGGAGUUGAGAGACCUGCUGCAGAGGCAGACGCAGGAGCUCCAGAGGAUGGCCGCAGCACAGCCUGCAGCACCAGCGCAAGCAGCAGCACCAGCGCCCCCUGCAGCGCCACGACGGAUGGAAGGUAUCCUUGACAGCAAGAUCGUGGGCAAGGUCAAACAGUUUGAUGGCCAACGCUCCUCGUGGAAGACCUUUGAGUUUCACUGGAAGGCCUAUCUAGUGGCCAACGACUUUCGCUUCAGGAGGAUGUUCCAGGCCAUCGGAGAUGAACCAUAUGUAGCUAUGCUAGUGAACGACGUAGGCAGUGUGAAUAAUCCAGACUUCGAGCCUCUUUCCAGCCAGCUGUACUUUAUGCUGGUGCUUGCGAUGCCCGAGGACAGCACGGGUGAGAGCAUCCUCUCCAACACCGCAGAGGGCGAGGGCGCCCUGGCUUGGAAGAAGCUCUUGAAUGAGUACGCUCCCAACGAGCCUGGUAAUAUCGUGGGACAGUUUCGGAAGAUUCUUGGCACCGUGUUCCCUAAGGAUGCGGACAUCGUCACCGAAAUCAUGAAGCUGGACAAGGAGAUCGCCCGCUAUGAGAAAGCGAGCGGAGAGACAGUGUCAGCGAAUAUCUCUCGCGGUAUCCUCCUAGGCGCUCUCGCAGAGGAACCCGACCUCCAGAAGCACUUGUUCCGCAACCUUCGUAGCCUGCCCACCUACGCCGAUAUGCGAGCGGAGGUGGUGAAUGCCCUCGCAGCCCAGAGGAGCGCGAAUGAGGAUGCCAUGGACAUCGGUGCGCUCAAGGGCGGCAAGCCGAAGGGCGGCAAGCCGAAGGGCGGCAAGGACAGCAAGGGCGGCAAGGACAGCCAGGGCAAGAAGGGCAAGGGCCACGAGUCCCAGCCCUCAGAGAAGUGGUGCAGUUACUGCGAGAAGCCGAACCACGUCCGCUCCGAGUGCCGCAAGAAGGCUGCGGAUGAUCGGCGACGUGAGGCAGAUGGGGCCGCGACGAAAGCUAAGCAUGCCACAAAGGAGCGCCAGAAGCAGCGGAGGGCUCAGGCGAAGGCUGGAGCCUUGUCCGCUGGCACCGUGCCGACACUGCCAGGUGCAGGGACUCAGGCGCCGCCGUCACCACCAAACCCAGGUGCGCCAGGUACAGCGCCAUCCUGCGGCGCGAGCAGCGCGAGCACCAUCCCUGUAGGGCUGCGAGCUUUGACCACGAGCUCGGAGGGCACGUCCAGCACCAUCGCCCCCAGGUUUGUUUUCGGGCUGGAGGCGAUCGAGGCCGAGGAGAGGCAGGCGACCAUCGCGGUGGUUAGCCACAAGCCGAAGGAUGCGAUCAUGAUCGACAGCGGUGCGCAGAUCUCGGCGAUGCCCGGCAAGAUGGUCUACGACGCGGGCUACGCGACCCAGAAGUCGAAUAUCCAGGAGCUGCGUGCGAUUGACGGGGGCAAGGUCCCUCACCAUGGCCGCACCGACGUCAAGAUUCGACGCGGAGAUGCAGUCCUGCAGCUGGGUAUGGAAGUAGCCGACAUCGCAGGUGCCAUCACGAGGCGAGGCCAGUCAGUCCUGCACUCGCCGAUGGGGGACUGGAUCGUGGAUGCGCCGAUGCUGCCGCCCGACGGCGCCGAGGUGAUCAAGCUGAAGAAGGAGCGCUCGGCCUGCUACUUGGAGUUCGACGAGCUGCUGAAGGACGGCCAGAACGCCGAGCAGAGCAAGGUCAUGGCGGCUCUUCGACCGCAGGAGCCUGAGGAGGCCCAGAGAUGGGCGGAUUUCCACACGGACCCCAAGCAGGAUGUGGGCAUUUUGGCUGCCGCACGCAAGACGCUGGCGCCCACGACGGUGCUUACGAGUACGUAUGCGGCUCUUCCUCGAGUGCUUGGUCCAGACCCUUCGGAGAACGCCGCCCUGAAGGCGAAGGAGCUCACGAGACCAGGACAGCCGACGGCGCAGGAGAGGCGCGCCCAUGCGGCACACCACCUGCCGUUCAGGCCUUGGUGCCCCGAGUGUGUGAUGGGGCGAGGCCGUGAGCAACCGCAUCCGAAGCAUCAUAACAGCCCUGAGCUUGACGCGGACCAGGUGCCGAUUGUGGAGAUGGACUUCUUCUUCGCGGCCACCGACGAGAUCGCGAGGAAGUGCCCGAUGCUCCACGGCUACGUCGCGAAGCUCGUCGAGGCCAAGCGCAUCCCCAGGGACGAGCGGCGCACGAUGAUCCCUGUGCUGAACAUCGUCGACGGGAGGUCGAAUGCGCUGGGCACGCUGAUGACGAACAAGACGGUCGGGCAGUACAAGACUCUGUACGUGGAGAAGCUGAUAGACUCGUGGGGUCACACCACAGUUGUUCUACUUACUGAUGGCGAACCCGCUAUCGUGGCCAUAGCCGAAGAUGUCAAGAAGCAUCGGAGCCAUGGCACCAUCGUUCGUAAAGCCGCCGCGCAUUCUCAUCAAAGCAUGGGGCGCGUGGAAGGCGCCAACUCUCUGGCAGCGGGCCUCUUGAGGACUUUCAGGUUCGCUCUGGAGAAGCGGUUGGAAGUCACGCUCGACGCCGACCACCCGAUCCUACCCUUCGUGACGAACGCGAUCGGCUGGUACAUCACUCGCUUCCAGCCGCGGGAGCACGGAGGGUCCUCCUGCAAGUUUCUCUUUGGCAAGGAGUACGAUGGAGAAGUCGCCGAGAUCGGCGAGCAGGUUUGGUAUCGGAUCGGUGGGCGGAUUGCCAGCGGCCAGGGCAAGUACGAGGCCCGCUUUGCAAAAGGCGUGUGGGCAGGGAAGUCGGAGUUCGACGACCAGCGCCUAGUCGUGGACUUGCAGCGCGGGCUCCUCAAGGUGCGCACGGCGCGCCGCAUGCCCGAGGAGUUCCGCUGGUCCGACGACCUGCUGAGGCAGAUCAGUGUGACGCCCUGGGACCCCGCGCCCGCUAGGGCCAAGGGGACUGCGAGGCCGAAGGGUCUCUACAUCGCAGAGAGGAUGAUCGACAGACAUGGACCGACUUCAGAGUGCCUCAAAUGUUCUACAGGACGAGGCCAGCACUCCGAUGCGUGCAGGCAGAGGUUCGAGCACAUCGUCCAGGAGGAGCUCGAGCGGAGGCUCAAGACUGAGGGAGCCUCGCCAGCGACACCUGCGCCGCCAGGCGUGAUGCCUGGCACGCCCGUGCUUGAGAGCGCGCCUGGUCCAAGACAGCGUUCGCCGCUUGAGGACCGAGCGCCGGGCACGCCGAGGCCAGGGGCGCAGGUGCAGGAGGGCACGUCAGGCCAACAUCCCCGGCGCUCUUUCGGGGACAUCCCAGACGCGCCGAUGGACACCACGGACGAUGCAACGCGCAAGCACAUGAUCGAGGCGGUAGAGACCGAGGACCAGAGCGGCAAGCGACAGAGGAUCGAGCUUCUUGGCGUGAGGCCUGAGGUGACCGUCAUCGCGGGCCUGUCGGUGUGCGAGCUCGCGGUCUGCGAGGCUGACGACUGCGAGGAGUACGACCCCGUCUGGGACCCGAUCCCCGCGCCAGAGAGCCGAUGCGACGGCAGAUGCCCAUCACAUGGAGGACGGUGUGCGCUUCGAGCUGGUCACCGUGGGGGCUGCGCCUGUCGGCUCUGCCUGAUCCACGCUGCGCGCGCCGUGGAGGCCCCGAGCGCGGUGGUGGCGGGCCUGUACGCCACGUGGGCUGACGGCCUGGACGACGAGGUCGAGAGCCCGCAGAUGGUCCACUACGACUACUACUCAGGCGAGCCGCUGGACGAGGAGCUCUACCAGGAGGGCAGGCGCGACGAGUUGGAGGCGAUGCGGGAAUACGGCGUCUACUCGGAGAUCCCCAUCUCGCAGUGCCAGCCAGGCGGGAAGCACGUAAGGGGCUUUCCGAUCGCCCACAUGAAGGGCGACAGGGUGCGCUGGAGGUUCGUCGCGACCGAGGUGAACGACAAGCACCGCGAGGACAACCACCAGGGCACGCCGCCGCUGAUGGUCAUCAGAUUGAUCAUCUCCCUCGCAGCGUCCAAGCCCGACGCUGACGGCGUGCACCGCCGCCUGCUGCGCGUCUGGGACGUCCGCAAGGCGUUCUUCAAUGCGGACUUGGACGAGCUGAUCUACGUCCAUCCAGGCUGGGAGCUCUGCCCGAAAGGCUUCUGCUGGGUCCUGCACAAGGCGAUGAAUGGGACGAGGAAGGCCUCACAGCUCUGGGGCGAGACGAGCAAGGCAGCGAUCGACGACGCUGGAGGCAAACCGCUGAUGGGCACAGCUGGCACCUACCACUUCGAGAACCUCGUGGGCGACGGCAUGGACUCCACGAUGUGCUGCCACGGCGACGACUUCCUGGCGGAGGGCCACCGCGACACCAUUGACGCCAUUGGCAACUUCCUGGAGGAGAACUUCGAGGUCACCGAGUCCGAGAGCAUCGGCCCAGGUUAUCCAGGUGAGCUGAACUACUUGAAGCGCGUCGUGGGCUACUCGAGCGAGCUGCCCGAGACCAGGAUUCCAGGCUUCUACUGGAGCGCCGACCCGAAGCACGUGGAGGAGCUCAUCCGCUGGGGCCGCAAGUCGGGCUCCAAGGCAGCGCCUACCCCUGGAACCAAGGCUGCGGGGGCAGGCAUGCGGAAUGCCCUGGACCCACUGCCCGCGGCCGAGGCCAAGUCGACCUCGUCAGCGGCGGGACUGAGCCUGUACGUCUCGAGCGACAGGCCUGACGCCAUGUUCAGCUCCAAGACGAUCAUGCAGCACGUCAGUAAGCCGAACGUGCUGAUGAACGCGCGCCUGCACCGCCUGUGCCGGUACUACGAGGGCGCGCCGAGGCUGCUCUGGUGCUACGAGCUCCAGGACUUGCCAGAGGUCCUGCGCGUGGACGCGGACGCGGACUGGGCGUCUACGACGAGCCUCUUCAGGACGUCGACCUCUGGAGGCGUCGUCCGUUUCGGAGGCCAUGCGGUCGAGGCGUUCGCGGUCAGCCAGGCCACGCAGGCCUUGUCGUCGGGGGAGUCUGAGUUCUACGCGAUCGGCAGUGGCGCCGCACGGGGCUUGCAGGCGAAGCACUUCCUCGGCGAGGUGGGCGUCACCGUGCGCCCGGUCGUGGCCAGCGACAGCGCUGCUGGCAGAGGGAUCUGCCAGCGCCACGGCGUGGGAAAGGUGCGCCACCUCGAGCUGCGGUACCUCUGGCUACAGGACCGCGUCCGAUUGCGACAGCUAGAGUUGAUCAAAGAAGCGACCAGUGACACGGUCGCGGACAUCCUCACGAAGUACGUGGAGCCCGAGACGCUGUACAAGCACAUGGCGACCAUGAACCUGCGGCCCGUGCCGCUCGGGGCAAUGGUGGUGAGCGCACUGCUGCCGACGGCGCGUGGCCAGGAGACGGAGGCGGGCGCCAAAGGGGCGCCCUGGCUGCUGAUCGCGAUGGCUCUGAGUAUCGCGCUGCUCUCUUUCCUCGCAGGCUGUUGUGCUGGAGCCCGAGUGCGCUCCACCGCGGUUUGCGACGAGCGUCCAGACACGCUGAUUGAGGACAGUGCGGCUCCUGAGCAGACCGCAAGCGACGGAGAUGCGAGAGUGCAGCUAGUUCUCUCACGGCUGACAGUGCCUGACGUUCGAGCGACGGCUCGCGCGAACAAGAUUGGCCUUGGUUCGGGCUCAGUGCGGAAGGAGCGCCUGAUCGAGAUGAUAAUCUCGGCUGGUGCGGGCCCGAGUGUGGAGCAGGUAGAGCGCCUAGAGCGUGUGCGUGCCCUGCUUUCUAAGGCUGGUCUUACCUGUUCUGUGCAGCCGCGCCUCCUGCUUACGAAGCAGGUCCUGGAGGGUCAUGUGGUGCUGUUGGAGACGGCUUGCACGCCGUUGCGGAAGAUCUCGGAGUGA
Messenger RNA from Prorocentrum cordatum, 17058 nucleotides. The record is from the annotation of a GenBank genome assembly. Lineage: Eukaryota; Dinophyceae; Prorocentrales; Prorocentraceae.